Messenger RNA from Oryza brachyantha (malo sina), 1179 nucleotides. Its product is annotated as cysteine-rich repeat secretory protein 38-like. The transcript has a single exon. Lineage: Eukaryota; Viridiplantae; Streptophyta; Magnoliopsida; Poales; Poaceae. Bases 168 to 932 code for a protein of 254 amino acids. The record is from RefSeq and is a predicted model, not a curated record.
CACGUCCAACUUCUCGCCUCGUCUUCUUCUUUAUAACCCGCACCGCCACCUCCUUCGCCGCAUGCCAUCGAAUCGAUCCUCCUACCAUCGACCUAAACCCGGUUUAGCUUAAGCUCUCGUGUCGUGUGCUCGGCAAUCGUACAGUCGUGUUUGUGUUUCUUGUCGUCAUGAUUCUUCCUCAGGCGCCGGCAUUCCUUCUUCUGGCUGUCGCCGCCGCCGCGGGGGCGGCGGCGGCGGCGGAUGGCUCCGUGCAGGGCGUGGGGGACGCUGCCGCGUCGUGCUCCGGCGCGGGGGGAUUCUUCGCCGCUGACAGCUCCUUCGCCGGCAACCUGGGCCGGCUCGUGUCGCUCCUCGAGGCCAAGGCGCCGGCCAUCGGGUUCGACAUCGCCACGGUCGGCGGCGAAGGCGGCGAGGAGCGCGUGCACGGCCUGGCGCUCUGCCGCGGGGACGUCGCCAGGGCGACGUGCGCCGAGUGCAUCCGCGCCGCGGGCGCGCAGGCCCGGCGCGUGUGCCCGUCCAAGAAGGACGCCGUCGUCUGGCUCGACGCCUGCAUGCUCCGCUACUCUGGGGAGCCCUUCUUCGGCGAGGUCGACGCCGACCACCGCGCCGUCGUCCCGCUUGCCCGCGUCCAGGGAGCGGACAGGUCGGCCGACCUCGACAAGGAGGUCUCCCACCUGAUGAAGCGCCUGACGAGGAAGGCCUACCUCUCGCCGCUGCUGUUCGCCGCCGGGGAGGCCGUGGCCGUCGGCGGCGCGCAGAGGCUGCACGGGAUGGCGCAGUGCACCAAGGACCUCUCCGGCGGCGACUGCAAGAUGUGCCUCGAAUCCGCCAUUGGUCAACUGGCGGCGAGGGGUUGCGCCAAGGAGGGAGGCAAAGUGUUAGGUGGAAGCUGCAGCCUGAGAUAUGGUUUCUACCCCUUCUCUGAUUCCUAGGCUAACUUAUUACUAGCAUUUUGAUUUUGAUUUUUGUCAGUUUUAAACUUGUAAUUAAGGUGACCACAUUGUGUACAGAGAUUCACAUGUAAUCAGAUACUACUACAAGAAAUAGUAACUCUGCUAAUAAAUAUUGCAGAAAAAAAAAUAAUGCCUUUCAGCUAUACUAAAACAUUCACAUUUUUUCAGUUCUCAAUGGACACUAGUAACACGGAUUAGAAAUAUAAGCAUCAUCAAUUGUAUUUGU